Messenger RNA from Porites lobata, 4923 nucleotides. The record is from the annotation of a GenBank genome assembly. Lineage: Eukaryota; Metazoa; Cnidaria; Anthozoa; Scleractinia; Poritidae.
AUGUCGAAUUUCAGCGGCGAAGGAAGCGUGUCUAUCGACCAGGAUUUUUUCGAUAGUGGGUAUAGUUAUGGAGAACAGAAGGAUCCGCAGUAUGGUGGGUACAAUUAUGGCCAACAGUAUCCAGAUUACGGACAGACUACGCAACAAUAUCCCGCCUAUAGUUACCCUUCAGAAAACACGCAAGGUUUUUAUGAUCCGUCAAGUUCAUACGGAUAUGGUGGAAAUUAUCCCUACGAUUACGGUGCUUCAGGUCCUACAACUCUGGGUUCGGGUAUUGGAGGGGGUUAUGGUGUGCAAGGAUCCAUGAAACCUCGACAAACAAGCGAAGACUACACAAGUUUUGAGGAUGAACCUCCGCUGUUGGAAGGUACGUAACAACGUGGCAUGCAGGGGUCCUAGCGGAAAUUGCCCCCUACAUUGCUGUCGUUCACUUGUAUGGCUUUACUAGGUGUUUUAGAAACUUAGUUUGCUAAAGUUUAUUCUUGGAAUUGAUUGACAUCGACGAAUGAAAUAUUUCUCCCCUUUCUUGCAGAAUUAGGUAUCAAUUUUGAGCACAUUUGGCUUAAGGUAAGGUUAUAUUGGGCUUUGGAGAGUGGUUUCACGUUUGAGAACACAUCUUUCAUACAGAGAUGCCAACCUCGAGAGACCUAAAAUCGGGAGACUGUCUUUUUACACUACCCCCCCUGGAAUUUCAAAUUGACCCCAUUCAAAAAAUCCUAGUUUAAAAAUGUAGCCCCAAUGGGAAUGACUUAGGACAUUAUAUGACAUCUUACAUGAUGUACAUACUAUCAAAAUUCUAAAUCAUUGUUUUGAUGCUAGAAAUAAUCUCUGUCAAUGACUAAUUCCAGCUGUGGUUCUUGCCCCAAGAAACCGUCCCGCCAUUUUUGUUUUCAUAACCAAAAAACUCAAGUUUUGAGCUUAAAAUGGGCUAAAUCUCAAACUAACUCCGUUUUAUUUUUUUACUAAGUAUUCAAUAUUAUAGUGGACACAAAAACUGGUUAUUUAUGUAUUAUGCAGGAGAGCCAAUCAGAAUUGGGGAAAAAAGCGUAAGUCUCCCGCCAAAAGCGGGAGAGUUGGCAUCACUGUUCGUAUAAACUUACAUGUACCUACCCUUCUUAAUUGUAUAAUCAUGUUAUUGAUGUUUGAAACUUUUUAGAGAGAUGGUGGACAAAACACUGACCCCCUAGCUGUCCAAGGACUAUCCCCAUGGGUUACCCAUAUGGACUACCCUAAGAUAGACUAAGCUGAUGAAGUUUACCAAAGGAAACGGAAUGAAUCAGGUUCCAUUCAGGGUCAUUAGACUGGCAAAACUGACCUUAAACGUCAUUCACUCUGUUUCAAUUUCCUAAACCUAAUCACUAAACUUCAGCGGCAUAGUCCAUUUAUUUGAGGGUAGUCCAUGGACUUGUGAUCAGUGUUUUGUCCACCGCCGCCAAAUAAGGAAGUGCUCCCUUCCGCGGUAGAUAUAGCAUUUGCUGACAUGUACAUCUAAUCAAUGUCGUGAGUACAAUUCAGUGAUUUUGUAAUCUAAUUAUCUUGUUUUAGACAUUGUCUGUUUUAAAUCCACUGCAACACACAGAAGCGUCCAUUAUGGAUGAUACUGAUCUAGCUGGACCAUUGGUGUUUUGUUUGGCAUUUGGUGGAUUUCUUCUACUGGUUAGAGAGAGCAAUUCUUUUGCAUGAUAACAUAUAUGUUUGAAAUGUAAUUUAACGUCUGUUAGUAACGUCUGCAAUGCAGUGCCAAUAUCCUUGUUCUGGGCCCUCAACAGACUCAAUAAACUAUAUUACUGGAAAUGUGUUUGGAAUUUCCUUUCAUUUUGAUUGGCAAAUAGACAGUGGCUUUCAAAAAAAUCCAGUCAUGGCACACACUCAUAUUCAAGUACACAGGUGGGGCCCAGAACGAUGUUGCUUUGCAGAAGGACUUUACCAGGGGUUUAGUUUCAUCUGUGAGUCAGGCUACAUACUUCCUGACCUGAAGAUAUUUUACACUUCUUAGAGUAAAGGCAAAAAUUAAAAAUACCCACGCCACUACUGGAACAGUAGUUUACUUGAUACCAUGAAAUAUCAUGAAAAAAUCAUACAGCCAAGAAUUGCAAGAGGUUUGGCACUUAAAGGAGCAAUGUCAUAAGGAUAUUGCUGUUUCAUGUCAAUUCUGGACUGAAGUCAUUACUUAGAACCUUUGCCUAGAUACACAACCUGUUCCUGUUGAGUUAUGAAGAAGAUAUAGAGGUUAAAGAUAUUGGGGUCCCAUUGUAUUUAGAGAAUUAACACAAAGUGUAUAGGCCUUCUUAUUGCUAAGCCAUGGGAUAAUACCUCAUUCAUAUUCCCCUCCUGACACAGGUAAUGAGGAGAACCUAAAAAUGCUUAAUUAUUAUGCUGGGGGUGCUUUGAAGGGCAGUGGUGUCUUUUUUUCGUUGGGUAUUUCUGAUUUAGUCCUUGAUGAAAAAUUGACAUUACUUUUUUUUUUUCAGUCAGGAAAGGUUCAUGGUUUUGGCUACAUAUAUGGAGUUGGUCUUUUAGGUUGCCUUUCCAUGUAUGCUAUAUUAAAUCUCAUGAGUAUGACAGGAGUUUCUGUUGGCUGUGUGAUUAGUGUCCUUGGAUACUGUCUUUUACCCAUGGUUAUAUUGGCAGGCAUAUCUAUCCUCCUUUCAUUACAGUAAGUUACCACAACAUCACUUUACUUUUUAUUGGAAAAUUAUUACACUACUGGUAUUGGUCUUAGUAUUCUGUGGCAUUUUCACUGGUCGCACAAUGCUUGCACUGGGGAACACUACUUUUAGGAAAUUUUAGUGGCCUAGAUGUAAUUUGGGGGGUGGUUACUUUUGGAAUUAGUUUAAAGGAGAAUGAACAGGAAUUUUUGGGUUGUUCCAAGUUAACAUUUUUAAGAGCAACAGAACAUCAGGAAAUGUAUUCCAGUUUUUCUGAGCUGAAUGUUCCUAAAAGGAGAUUCAUAAUUCAAUUUCUCUUAAUUCACCUUUGACACUAGUUUCAGGCUGUUGCAACCAAUUUUCAGUAAAUGGGAUUGAUCUGUGCAAAUGGCAAAUGUGAUUCGACAAAGGAAUUUUUUCGAUGCCUUCAAAUUUUGUUUACCCUUUGCCCUAACCAUGAACUGACCGCUUUGUCCAUUCAAAUAUUUUUGUAAACAACCACGAUUAUCUUUUAGUUGUUUCUUCUUUUUCAUUAAUUCUGAAAGUGAACUGUAAACUCAUGUAAAUUUCUGUCAUUGUUGAUAUUGUUGGCAAUUAUUGAAGUUCAUGCAGUUGUCCAUCUGUAAUUGCUUCUGGUGCAGAAAUAGACCAGAAAAUAUAAGGGAAAAAGGGGGUCACUUAGAUCCCUAUUCCACUCGCUUCUUCAUUAUGCAAAAAUAUUUGUACGCUGAUCAAUCAAUCAGACCUGUCAACCUGAAAUUACGGAAAACCUGGAGGAGAUGGCUCAAAAACGUGAAAAUUCUGAUGGAAUAUUACUGUCAUCUAUUGCCCAGUAAAAGAUUUUUUUUAAUAGAGGAAAGUGUUCCUAGUGUCUACAACCAUUUUUCUGUUAAAGAGAACACUUGGUAUACAUCAAACUCUCAGUUUAUUUUCCAUUUUUCAGUACCGAGUAUGUAUUUUGGAAUUAAUAAUCAAUUAAUUUUAUCAUUCUUUUUAUUUAUUUUAAUUCAAAUGCUGACCAUGUCAGUUUGGUAAGAAAUCUUCCCAAAUCACCGUGACACCGGGGGAUUCACCUCAAAACCAGGAGUCCCCCAGAAGACCAAGGGGCUUGGUACGUCUGGUCUCUGACCAUUUCUGUUUGUUUAACAGGGGGAUUAUUGGGACAUUACUGACAGCCACAACUAUUGGAUGGUGCAGCCUAUCAGCUUCAAAGCUCUUUGUGACAGUAUUGGCCAUGGAUGCCCAACAACUUCUUGUUGCUUAUCCCUGUGCUCUCUUAUAUGGCGUUUUCGCCCUUCUCACUGUUUUCUAGCAGCAUUCACUCUUCUUGUUGACAGUGAAAUUCACUUAAUAAAUUAAUUUAUAAGAAGUGUUAAAUGCAUGAAUGUUAAAAAAAAAAACAUUAUUGGUGACCUUUAGAUUUGCGAUCCUGGGAUCAAUGUAAUAAAAUUUUUAAAGGCAUAAUUUACAAGACAGUGUAUUUUAGUCAAUACAAUUGUUUUAGGCAGAGUCUGAAAACAAAUUACAGGAAAGCCAGGUCAAGUGUAUGCCUAAAGAUUCCAUCAAAGAAUUUAUCAUCCAGCAGUAGUUGCUGCAACUAGUGUUAAAUUCCAAUCUGGACUCCUGCAUGCCUAAUGAGCGGUGAAUUUUCUAUAAUAAUUUCUCUGUAUUCAGUCAGAUUGAAGCAUCUUUGAAUGGACAAACUUGCUUCGAAGAGAUGUACAUCAAAUUGAAGACCACUGAGGUGGUAAAAAGUUCAUAACUACCUUGUGUGUGAACUCACCACUCAAAACGCAUGCAGGAAUGCAGAGAUGAUUCUGAAAUCUACAAGUUCCAACAGAUACAACUUUUGAAUAAUAAAUUCAUUUUAAUUAUUUAUAAAUAAUGGAAUCUUAGGGGGUACACUUGACUUUAGUACACUGAAAAUUUACACUUGUAAAAGUACUGUACUUGCAGUUUAAUCAAAGGGUCCCUACUGAACUGAAGGCAGUGACAUUGCUUACAUUACAAGUGAAAGGUUGAAAUAUAACUGGCGAUAUUCAAGACUGUCAGAGAUAAAAUCUGGCACUCUUAUGAGUUCGUUUAAGCAUAGAUUGGUUACGUAUCAGACUCACACUGUAAAUUAAAUAUAUUUAUGUGCAGCUAAGAAGGGUAGACAAUUAUUUGUAGAUUCUUUCAGAGGUUUAUUGAAUGGUUUGAACAAUAAUAAUCAUAAAUCCAGUGUUUGCUGGAAGUUUGCAAACGUUAUAUGGAGAAAUCUUUUAUGGUGAUUGUG